AUGGAAUUCAUUGUGAGAGAGACACAGCUACAAGGACUGGAGCAACCCUUCGCCUCAGGCCCAGACAUCCAAGCUGAUGAGGGGAGCUCACACCUUGGCCUGCACCUCGUCCCUCCCUGCAGGUGCAUGGUGCCCAACGGGGUGCUGCACCUCACCUGGGUCAACGCCCGGAGCAGACUGAUGAGGGCAUCCAUCAGUGACUCCCUGGGUGUGGGCACCUUCAUCUCCACCCACGCCAGGCUCAGCAUUGUUGCCUCAGGACGUGACGGUCAUGGAGGGGGAGCGCACUGGGUUCCCGUGUGCCCUGGACACCAUGCCGGCGCCCUCCAUCAAGGGGUUCAGGAACAGUCACCCGCUGAAGCCAGACUCACGAAUGACACGCCUUCCAUCUGGUGCCUUAGAAAUAGAGAAUGUAGCCAUGCCGGGGAGUAUUGCUGCCAAGCCAACAAGAGCAAGGUGUCCCAGCAAGCCACACUCACAGUCAAGGAAGCCUACGCCCUGCGGGACCCCCAGCGGCCCGUGCUCACUGCUCAGCCAAAGUCCACGAUAGGCAAGGUGGGGGACAAGAUCACCGUGGACUGUGCGGCCAACGGCUACCCGGAGCCAGCCAUGGUGUGGCUCAAGGACGGCGCCACCAUCCACAUGGCGGACCUGGACACACUGUUCUGCGGCACCACCAGCAGCAGCCUGCACAUCCAUGGCCUGCAGGAGGAGGACGAGGGGACGUACAGGUGCCGGGCGGAGAACAGGGACCUGGACACACUGUUCUGCGGCACCACCACCAGCAGCCUGCACAUCCAUGGCCUGCAGGAGGAGGACAAGGGGACGUACAUGUGCUGGGCGGAGAACAGGGAGGAUUCGCUCGACGCCGUGGCCCACAUACAGGUCCAAGGUGAGACAAAACUAUGA
Molecule: messenger RNA, 909 nt
Organism: Eriocheir sinensis (Chinese mitten crab)
Lineage: Eukaryota; Metazoa; Arthropoda; Malacostraca; Decapoda; Varunidae
Product: hemicentin-2-like
Exons: 5
Coding region: 1-909 (302 amino acids)
Source: RefSeq, a predicted model, not a curated record